Messenger RNA from Peniophora sp. CBMAI 1063, 1082 nucleotides. The record is from the annotation of a GenBank genome assembly. NCBI's taxonomy places the organism in Eukaryota, Fungi, Basidiomycota, Agaricomycetes, Russulales, Peniophoraceae.
CCCCGCCGCCGCCAACCCAGCUCCCAUCGCCCCCGACUUCCCCCGACGACGGCGCCACCGCCGGCGACGCCUUUGACGAGCACGACCCGGCCGCAAACGCGGCCAACCUUCGCGGCUUCGUCAUCGACGUCCUCAAGCGCUCGCGGACAACUACAAGCAUAUUUCAGUCAGCUCUGUGCUACAUCGAGGCUAUCCGAGCCAAGAUCCCAGAGCUCGCUGCCGCCGAGGCCGCCGGCUGCGGGCACCGUGAAGCCGACCAGUCCGACCGCAUCGUCCUCGCUGCCGACAUCGGCUACGUCGAGGAGGACGCUGAAGACGCGAGCAUCCCGCCACCGGCCACGCGCGAGACUCCUGAGACGCCUGUCGACCUAUGGCAGCCCGGUCCGCCCGGGAAGAAGCCACGUACCGAAACGUCGACGCUGCCGCCGGCACCGGAUCUCCCCUCCCCCCUACUUGACCCACGCCGCACAUUCAUCGCAGCAUUGGUUCUCGCGAGCAAGUUCUCGCAGGACAAAUGCUAUUCGAAUCGUGCAUGGGCCAAGCUAGCAGGACUCCCGCCGCGCGAGAUCGGCCGUUGCGAGCGCGCGCUCGGCGACGCUCUGGGUUGGCGCUUAUGGGUCGGCAAGGCCUCGGCGCAGAUCCAGCAGCAACGCCCGCUCAGUCGCGCCACAACCGAGCCGGACCUUAGCGCCAUGGCAGGUCGUAUGCCUGUUCCGGAUGGCAGGAGUGUUCGCAGGAGCAGCACGCUCCCCACGCUCUUGCCUCAGGCAUCGGCUCAGGCGCCGAUGAUGCUGAUGUCUAUGCCGACGCUGAUCGCGAAUCCGGUACCGGUGCGCGCGCUUGUGCCCGGCAUUAGCAUGCCAUCAAUGUCGAUGAUGAGCCUGGCGAGCAUGGCGUCCCCCGCUGGCGUGCGGACGCCCGGCCUGAGUGUCAGUCCGAGCGCGAGCGAAUCCAGCGAGGGCAGCGUCAGCACGCCGCGUUCGACGCCGGGUCUUGCGCCGCCGCCGUACGGCUACGCCGUCUCGAAAGAGGACCUUGCUAUGCGCGAUUGGCCCUCCUCCCAAUGGGGUAUACCUUACUAG